CGGCGCGUCAGAGCGCGAUGGCGCGGGGCACCCGGAAGUAGCGCCGUUCUCUGGCGGUGGGGGCUGGUCGUCAUGGCGACGGCGGCGACGGCGGCUGCGGCGGCGCCCGCCGAGGAGGCCGCAGAGACCCGGCCGCAGGGCGCCAAGCAGGAUCCUGCCAUUGAGACAGCAGAAGAAGCAACUGAACCUGCAGAGGCAGAUAUCAAUGAACUUUGUAAGGAUAUGUUCAACAAAAUGGCCAUUUACCUCACAGGUGAACUGACAGCCACCAGUGAAGACUACAGACUCCUGGAAAACAUGAACAAGCUCACGAGUUUGAAAUACCUGGAAAUGAAAGAUAUCGCUAUAAACAUCAGCAGAAACCUGAAAGACUUGAAUCAGAAAUACGCCGGACUGCAGCCCUACCUGGAUCAGAUCAACUCGAUCGAAGAGCAGGUGGCCGCUCUGGAGCAGGCGGCCUACAAGCUGGACGCGUAUUCCAAAAAGCUCGAAACAAAGUACAAAAAACUGGAGAAACGAUGAGAGAAGCCCUUCCUGUAAUGGGCCUUCCCCCCCCCCCCUUUUCCGGAAUUCUUGACUGGCUUCCAGGCAGUCAGAAAACGCAUCCCUGACUUUACAGAAUGCGUACGGAGAGAAUACUGCCGACCAGAAUCGUGGCAAAACUCCUGGAACAGGGACGGCUGCUCUUUCCUGAGGCGGAAACGUCUUCCUUCCUCUACUCGGAGACACUGGGCCCUCUUUCCCCUUCUCCUUCGCACUUGACCAAGAGCUGAUCCCCGUUCGCAGCCACUGCUGCAGCUCGCCUGCCCCAAGGACUCCCUUUUCCCUGCAGCUGCUGCACCUGCAAGCUGCCGCACCUUGCUUGUCUGUCCUUGACUCUUGUUUGAGCUGGCGCACGGCCGUUCCUCUGGCCUGGAAAGCCACACUCGGUUUGUGAGUCUGGACGCUUCCAGGGCGCGGCGAAGCAGGGUCUUGCAGGAACAGCGGCGUAGCCUAGUAGAGCAUCCUCCCUGCUGUACUUUUCUUUGUGCACAAUAA
Gekko japonicus is the source of this 1038-nucleotide messenger RNA. It is a transcript of the gene BLOC1S2, whose product is annotated as biogenesis of lysosomal organelles complex 1 subunit 2. Bases 73 to 522 code for a protein of 149 amino acids. Gene Ontology annotation, molecular function: gamma-tubulin binding. Gene Ontology annotation, cellular component: gamma-tubulin complex; BORC complex; BLOC-1 complex. Gene Ontology annotation, biological process: lysosome localization; endosomal transport. Lineage: Eukaryota; Metazoa; Chordata; Lepidosauria; Squamata; Gekkonidae. The transcript has 5 exons. The record is from RefSeq and is a predicted model, not a curated record.